GAGAAUCGAGAGUAACUGAGAAGGAGAACGUGUGUGCUGAGUUCAAAAGAGCGCAAGAGCAAAAGCAUAUGAGCCGGUGUCUUUUGCAGGAAGAAUAUGGACCGCGGCAGUGUCGAUGGCGACGAUGACGCUGACGGGAUUCAGAACGACAAUUAUCGAGGUGCGCGGUCGGUAGCUGAUAACUUUGCGAGCGCGUAUAGGUUUGUGGAAGGGGUGGGUAGUGAGGAUGAGGAGAAUGAGGAGGAAGGGGGUGUGGAUACGCAGGUUGUUGAGGAGGCGAUGGGGAUGAGUGAGGAUGAGGAUGAUGAGGAAGAAGAAGAGAGGUUGAGUGCGGAGGAAGUGGAUAGUAUCCAGCCUCGGAAAGCGCGAUUUGAAUCUCCUGCGACUGAGGACGAUUCAUCUGCAGAAAAUCUUUCUCAAGACGACUCGUCGACUUCCGACUCUGACAGCUUUGAAGGAGGGUCUGAUGCCGACCUGCCUACAACAGACGGCUACAAUGCUAAUUAUCUGCAAUACCUCAACUACGAGAUUGAAGAAUUCAUGGAUCCCGCCUGCCACUCCACCGCAUCCUUCCUCUCCACCGACUCCCCCACUUCCUCCUCCCCCUCCUCCUCGCGCAUAACCCGUCCGUCGCUGAUCAACGCCCGCACGCGCUGGACCGCGGCCGAGAAAGAGCGGUUCUUCGUCUACCUCGGCCGUCGCACGCGCCACGACCCCGCCGGCAUCGCGCGCGGCGUCGGGAGCAAAUCCGCGAUCGAGUGCGCAGAGUACAUCACCUUCCUCGAGUCCGGGCUGGGUAUCCUGCGCGCGCACGAGCGUCGGCGGCGAGCGUACGGGAUGCGAUUGCGGUGGAAUCGGUUGGUGCGCAAGAUGCCGGCUGCACGGCAGAUGUCGCGGAAGUGGGUGCGGAUGGAGAAUGAAGAGAGUCGGAAGCUUGAGAGUCAUUGCGAGAGGUUGGAGAGGGAUCGGGAUCGGAAGGCGUGGGUUCGAUUACAGCGCGUGCGGGGUGCUGAUGUGCUCGGUCUUGGGCCGGAGGAGAGAACGCUUCUUGAGCCUUUGAUGCGCGCGAGAGAGGUGCCUGUGGAGAUCAUGAAGAUAGCGGGACGAGUGGAUGAGUACUGUGUCGGAUUACUUGAUCGGCACAAAACCGAGAAUCUGGGCGACAAGGAGUUUGAUGCGGUUGCGGAUCUGUUCUCGCCUACGUUCAGACUACUCUCGGUCGAGAAAUUCUACGAGCUAUCAAAGCGACUAUACUACAACCAAGACGAUCUCCCCUCGUCAGUCGAGCAAAAGACAGACAAGCUCUCGAUCCAGCACUCGACAAUCGAAGUCCUCGAAAGUCUCGCGCGGCAGCUCACGCGCAGAAUAAUCGCCGCCGCGAUCCCAAUCACCGAGUGCCGCAUCCGCGUGUCGGAUAAGUCGUUUUUCCGACCGACGCGCGAGAUCAGACGUGCUGAUAUCGACGCUGCGUGCGCGGUGGUCGUCGGCGGCGGUGGUGGAGGAGGAGAAGGAUUAUCUUCCUCGCGCGACGAGUUUUGGGUGCAGUUUAAGCGGCGGAACGCGACUGUGCCGGUGAUUCCUACGACUGCGGUUUUGAAAGGCAGCGUGACUAUCGAUGAUGUGCACGAGUGGUUUGAGAAGCCGUUGAUGAAGGAAUUGAAGCAGCGAUAUCAGCGGUAGUCGUCUCUUUUUUGUAAUACUGUAUUACUGUAUCAUUGUGCAUUAUUCAUGAUUUUCUGGAGUAUUUGUCAUUUCUUUGGUAUUGUUGGUUUAGUUUGUUAGUGUAAGAAUAGAUGAU
Myxozyma melibiosi is the source of this 1798-nucleotide messenger RNA. RefSeq lists its product as uncharacterized. Gene Ontology annotation, cellular component: RNA polymerase I upstream activating factor complex. The transcript has 2 exons. NCBI's taxonomy places the organism in Eukaryota, Fungi, Ascomycota, Lipomycetes, Lipomycetales, Lipomycetaceae. Gene Ontology annotation, biological process: transcription initiation at RNA polymerase I promoter; nucleolar large rRNA transcription by RNA polymerase I. The record is from RefSeq and is a predicted model, not a curated record. Gene Ontology annotation, molecular function: RNA polymerase I general transcription initiation factor activity; rDNA binding. The coding region runs from base 97 to 1680 and encodes 527 amino acids.